AUGAUGGGACUUGGGUUUUGGAUGGAGGGGGCUUCUGUGACUAAUUUCAUCUUCGACAAUUUUAGUGCUAAUGUGGUUGUCAAUGGAGCCACUGUGAACCUGGGACUGUGGGAUACCGCAGGAUGGGAGGAUUACAACAGACUAAGACCUUUGAGUUAUCGUGGAGCGGAUGUUUUCAUUCUAGCAUUCUCUCUCAUUAGCAAGGCUAGCUAUGAAAAUGUCUCUAAGAAGUGGAUUCCCGAGCUGAAGCAUUACGCGCCUGGUGUCCCAAUUGUUCUUGUUGGGACAAAGCUUGGUAAGACCACUUCUCAUUACCAUACGGGGGCAGCUUUGCUUUUCUCUUCUUAUGCUGCACUUGAUACCCAUAUUAGCCACACACAAAAAAAAAAAGAUUACAAGCGACGGAAGUGGAGAUGA
Molecule: messenger RNA, 417 nt
Organism: Rhodamnia argentea
Lineage: Eukaryota; Viridiplantae; Streptophyta; Magnoliopsida; Myrtales; Myrtaceae
Product: rac-like GTP-binding protein RHO1
Exons: 4
Coding region: 1-417 (138 amino acids)
Biological process (GO): regulation of actin cytoskeleton organization; small GTPase-mediated signal transduction; cortical cytoskeleton organization
Cellular component (GO): nucleus; plasma membrane; cell cortex
Molecular function (GO): GTP binding; protein kinase binding; GTPase activity
Source: RefSeq, a predicted model, not a curated record